Messenger RNA from Selaginella moellendorffii, 856 nucleotides. RefSeq names its product male-cone protein 1-like. Bases 306 to 773 code for a protein of 155 amino acids. Lineage: Eukaryota; Viridiplantae; Streptophyta; Lycopodiopsida; Selaginellales; Selaginellaceae. The record is from RefSeq and is a predicted model, not a curated record. Gene Ontology annotation, biological process: lipid transport. The transcript is spliced from 2 exons. Gene Ontology annotation, molecular function: lipid binding.
CGAUCUAGAACAACGCGGAUUCAAGUUUGAAUGGAAGUGUGCUAUAAAUUUUUUGGAACCGUUGUUUUUCCGAGAUUGACGGCUUUGUCCGCCACGUUUGCUUUCAAAGUCACGCCAGGAAAAUAUGACUCACUCGCAAAUAAAUACUUUACCAGUUUGUUUAGAGGUUUGCUGAGAGAACGACGCUCCUUCCAUCGCUCUUUCCAGUCUUCUCCCCCAAUUCCCCGAUCUGUUCUCGAGGAUCUCUCCUCUUCGCUAGAACGCCUCGAUCUUCUUCGCUGCAACGCUUCCUCCGUCUUCUCAGGAUGAAGACGAUCAUCGCCAUGGCGCUGCUGGGUCUGUUCUUGAGCUUGGCAGCAGCACAAGCGCCGCAGGACUGCACCGCUCUUGCUACUCGUCUCGCAAGCUGCCUCUCCUUCCUCCAGGGCCAGGCCCCCGCCCCGGAUGCCCUUUGCUGCUCCAACUUGGUAGCCAUCAACAACAUCAACGCUUCGUGCCUGUGCAGCUUCGCCUCCAUGACCGGCUCGGCUUCCGGCCUCAACAUCAACACCACCCGAGCGCUCGAGCUUCCGUCUCGCUGUAACAUCCCAAACGUCACCUGCGAAGGCACUACGAUUCCAGCUCCAGGUCCUACUGGUGAGAAUGCCCCUGCCCCGGAAUCCGGUGCCAAUCCACCACCCGGUAGCUCCGCAGCAAAAUCUCUAUCGUCGUCGUCUUGGCUCGUGCUUGGAGCUGCCAUCGUCGGGUACCUCUCUCUAGCCUCGCUUCAGUGAGUGAGAAGUUUUGCGGUUUCUCCUCGGUAGCUUAUCGUGUGACCCAUUUGUUGUGAAAUAAAAUCUUUCUGCAUUUUUUUUUU